Molecule: messenger RNA, 3795 nt
Organism: Hemibagrus wyckioides
Lineage: Eukaryota; Metazoa; Chordata; Actinopteri; Siluriformes; Bagridae
Gene: spry2
Product: sprouty RTK signaling antagonist 2
Exons: 2
Coding region: 365-1354 (329 amino acids)
Biological process (GO): negative regulation of fibroblast growth factor receptor signaling pathway; multicellular organism development; negative regulation of MAP kinase activity
Cellular component (GO): membrane; cytosol
Source: RefSeq, a predicted model, not a curated record
CACACACACACACACACAUACGCAUACACACACGCGCGCGCAUGCACGCACGCGUGCGCGCGUGGAGCAGCUACAGUUUGGCUCGUGCACUUGGACUUGAGGCGCCAUUUCUGACUUUUCACAGCUUCAGUGUUUUGGGUUUUUUUUUUAAAAAAAAAGUGAUGAAAACUAUGAGGGCUUACAUUUAUUCUACUUUGCGCUAGAGGAUGUGUUGAGCACUCUACAUCGGACGGGGACACACACACGCACGCGCACGCACACACACACACACACACACACACAGGGGCUCGGAGUGUUGAACUUACGGACCUUCAGAUGUGUUCACUUUGCUCCAGAGAACUUCACAUUCCCUUGUUGAGCGACAAUGGAGCCGAGAGCCGAGGACAGCGGCAGUGGCCUUUUCUCCCUGCACCGGAUCCAAGCUGUCCACUCCUGCAACGAGUACACUGAGAGUCCUUCGACCUGGCCCCAAACACAGAUCUCUGACUCCGGCCCUGAUGAAGGUUCUGUGCCAGAUGAUCACACGCAAGAUUCUUCACAUUCACCUCCACGUGAUCAGAGGUCUGUUGACACUGGGCCACCCUCGGAGCAAGAGACUGUGGGACACAAAGGUGAGACUGUAGUACAGGAACAGCCGGAGAAGUUCGAACCGGAAGUGCAGAAGGGACUCUGUGUGAUAUUCUCUCAGGAGCUAAGCCUUCUGGGAAAUUUGGGCAAAAAAGUGACAACAGUAGAGGAACAACCGAGGACCUCUGAAUCGAAAAAGGAAGCGUUGGAGCCGAGUGAAAGUUUUAUCUCGGAGCAGACGAAUCUGGAAUGUGCAGCCAAACUAGGUGUUGCAAUACAGGAGCAGCCCAAGAGCUGCAACUCAAAACACGAAGAGAUGAAGCUGCUUGGAUGUGCUUCCACGGAUGAAAAGAAUUUAAAAUUGGAACCAAAACAGGAAACAACAAAGCAACUCAACAGGAAGCACCCAAACCCAUGUGAUCACUGCAGGCGCUGCAAGUGCAGGGAUUGUGCCGAAGCCACGCCCCUUCCGGCCUGCUGGCUGUGUGAGCGUCGCUGCCUGUGCUCGGCAGAAGCAGUGGUGGAGUAUACCACUUGUGUAUGCUGCCUCAAAGCACUGCUCUACCACUGUUCCAGCGAUGAUGAGGAUUCCAACUCUGAUGCCCCGUUUUCCUGCCGUAAGUCCGGGAGGUGUACGAGGUGGAGUUCGGCGGUAGCUUUGACGUUCGUCCUGCCCUGUCUGCUGUGUUACGGUCCUGCCCGAGGCUGCCUGGCACUCUGUCAGUUCUGCCAUGAGCAUACCCACCGGACUGGCUGCAGGUGCAAAAGUCCUGUGACCCCUGUUUGAUGAUUUGUUUUUACUUUGUUUAAGCACUGAUGGAGGUGAUGUUUGUUUCUUAUGUGUUUGUUGUUUGUGUUCAUUUUUUAAUAAUAGGAUGUGGCAAGCCACUGACUUGCAUUGUGGUGUGAUUUGAGCAGACAGAAAUUUGUUUGUUUUCUUUGAGGUGGUCUUGUUCAUUUCUUUGUUGAUGCAUGUAGUACAGAUGUAGUUUUGACACUGUAGAUGAAAGAAAACCAAGUGUAAAGCAGUGAUUCCCUCUAACUAAUGACUAUGAUUAUUUUUAACUCAGGAAUUUUUUAACUCAUGAAAAUGAUUCCAUUUUCCUCAUGAAUCUGAUUCUUUCUAUAGGUUUGGGUUUUUUUUUCUCUCAAAAGUCAAAAGUGCCACAUUUAUUAAUAUGUGUGUUGAUACAUAAUCUGCAAUAACACUUAUUACACUUUUGUAAAGUAGUCAUUGAUGAGUUCCUCAGAGGUGAUUUUAUUUUUUAUACAUUUGAGUCGUGAACAGGUGUCAUGUCCUACCUGGACGCCUCAACAGAUCUUUAUAUAUAAACAUUUAUGGUGCAUUUAUUAGUGUUGUACAUACAUUUCAGAUAUUUUUGCUUUAAAUGUUUUGAAUUAUCCCUGGAGCAAUACUUGUAAAAUUGUACAGUGGAAAAAAUAUUAUCUAAUUUUUAAUUUUUUGCUUGGUGUAAAGGAUAUUUAUUUUAAGUUUUUAUUAUGCAAAUAUAUAUUUAUUUUUACAAAAGCAUCUAACAUGCUAACAUUGGGAAGCAUAAAUGCUGUAAAUAAUGCAAAUGAGAGUGCUAUGUGUGAAGCUUAUGUUCACUAUGAAGUAGAAAAUAUAUUAAUGUUGUUGAAAUCGAACCACUCUGUUUUCUCAAGGUCUUUUUUUUCUUGCUGCUUUUGUAACAUCUGAUUACAAAGCAGCAUUGUGGAGGAUUUCUGUGGCUUUUUGUUGCUGAGACCUACUCUUGGGUCAUAUUUCAGAGGGCAGGAUAGCCGAUAGACGAAACACCUGGUACACACACAACCUCACGUAUGGAGACCUGGUUUGAUUCAUCGCUAGGUUCUCAUAAAGCCAUAUUCUUAUAGGAAAAUUGGGUUAUAGAGUGUUGUGAUUUGGAAUUACCGCUCCAACUGAUUUAUUCUUUUUAUACCACAACAAUUUGAUAACGAUUACAAUGUAAUAUUUAACACAUAACACAUUAUACAUUGUAUAGAUGUAUAGACUAUUUCAGUAUAUUGACACUAUUCCUAGGACAUAUCUGGUUGGCAGUAAACAGUGCUCAAAACUGUAGCGAAGAAUCAUAAUUAGGAUUUGAUUAGGAUCAUGUUGUUCUGUUGUUCCCUCAGGUCACAGAUAUUGAAAUUAAACCUUGUCUUACAAAUUGUUUCACAAAAAAGGAUUCUAGUCUAAUCCGAUUAUCAGACAUUUAAAAUUAAAGGCCAUUAUGAAAUGCAUUUUGAGAUACUCAGCUGUAUAAUGUUUUAAUUUACAAAAUAUGAAAGCUAAACUAUUAGGUAGCUAACUUACCCAGCCAUACAUAUACAAGUGUCCACUUCCACUUUCUUCUAGCAAUAAACCAAGUAGGUUUUAGACAACAUUUGAUUUGCUUCAACUAUAUUAACACAAACCAAAGUUCACACUCACAUUAAAGCAGCAAGUAUUUCACACCAUCUGUAAGAAAUUACGUCCAAACUAUGACACGCUUUCAGUGGUUUUCUAGUGUAACCAUUUGCUAUAUCAACAACAAUCAAGUAAUGAGGGGGGUAAGUCACUUCAGGCAUAUUUAAGACCGCAGAAAAAACCUCACAUAUUUGUUUAAAGGAUCCGGUAAUGACAAACAAUGAUUUAUUUAUUGCUAACUUCUGUAUAUAUCUUAUUCGUUCUGAUUCAUAUAUUCAUAACUUACAAAUUAGUUAUUUUCUUUUGACAGCUUUACAUAUAAAGAUGUUUUAGGAACAAAUAUUUUGCGUUUCAGUUUAAUUAUAGGUUAUGUUAAAAUAGCUAUUUUUUAAAUUCUAUUUAAUGUGGUGGAAUUUUUAAUGUUAACAUCACAAGGUGCAUUUUUUCUGUCUUAUGAACUUAGAAAGACAGAGAGCAAACAGAGGCUAGUGAGGGCAUGACUGUUUAUAGCUGCCAUAAUGUAAGCGAGAACAGGAACUGAUUUUUUUUGGCCAUUUCAGAAAAAACAAACAACUGCAACAAAAACAGUUCCUGUUCUCUCUUUUUAAUCUCUCUUUCUGAUUUCAUGAGACAUAAAUGCAGCUUGUCAUGUUAGCAUGAAAUCAUUAAAAAUUCUUUGUCUUGAAGAUGUCUUGUAAAACAUCUUUAUCUAAACAUUUUUACUGCUACAAAGCACCAACAAUAAAGAAUCCCUUCAUAAAUGAUAAAUUUACCAACGUCCAUCAUCAUUAUUUUUUUCAGUUGCCUGUGAAUGAGCU